UGCCCAGCGAACAAGCGGCGAAGAGGCUCACAGGGGUGGGCAACGUCUCCGCCGCUAAUUGUCAGCAGCAAUGGUUUCUGCAAAGCAGUUUGCAGACUUUGGCUAUAAAGCUUUUUCUAGCUCAAUGAUGCUCCUUACACUGUAUGGUGGCUACCUCUGCAGCCUCAGAACAUACCAUUAUUUUCAGCGCAAGAGUCUCCUGGAGCAAGUUGAGAAGGAGCAUGUUGAUGCUAUCAAGGACUGAAGACUGUCUGCACAUGACUUGGAUUCCAACAGUUGAAUUCCAAUUGCUAUGUGUAACACCCUGUCAGGAAGCAAAACUGCAGGCAUCUCUGCCACAAGGAACAGGCAUUCCAGGCUGUAAUAUUAAAGAGGGUAAAAACAUCUGAGUGAUCACACAUUCUGUGCCCAGUUUCUCUUAUUUCUGUAAAUAGAUGAUUAAUUAAAGAUGUGUUCACAGAA
Messenger RNA from Heteronotia binoei (common prickly gecko), 462 nucleotides. RefSeq names its product cytochrome c oxidase assembly protein COX14. The coding region runs from base 71 to 244 and encodes 57 amino acids. NCBI's taxonomy places the organism in Eukaryota, Metazoa, Chordata, Lepidosauria, Squamata, Gekkonidae. Gene Ontology annotation, cellular component: mitochondrion. The record is from RefSeq and is a predicted model, not a curated record. Gene Ontology annotation, biological process: mitochondrial respiratory chain complex IV assembly. The transcript has 2 exons.